This is a messenger RNA of Exophiala bonariae, 1527 nucleotides long. RefSeq lists its product as uncharacterized. Bases 1 to 1527 code for a protein of 508 amino acids. Gene Ontology annotation, cellular component: endoplasmic reticulum. NCBI's taxonomy places the organism in Eukaryota, Fungi, Ascomycota, Eurotiomycetes, Chaetothyriales, Herpotrichiellaceae. Gene Ontology annotation, molecular function: serine C-palmitoyltransferase activity; pyridoxal phosphate binding. The record is from RefSeq and is a predicted model, not a curated record. Gene Ontology annotation, biological process: sphingosine biosynthetic process; ceramide biosynthetic process. The transcript has 5 exons.
AUGGAUGUCCAGGACGUACAAGAGUACCUCACCACCCUAGCCCACUCGACUUCAGAACAGUUCCACAAGAUUCCUGGCUCAGCCAUCUUCCUACGCUAUGUGAAAUCCAGUUACCAGAACGAUCCCAUCCGAUCCGCUGUCGAACUCUUCCUUGUUUUGUUCGCCAUACGAUACCUCCUUGCGCCGAAAUAUUCCACCAAGCCGAAUUAUGUCAAGUUAUCGGACGAAGAGAUUGAUGAUCUCGUCGACGACUGGACACCGGAACCUCUAGUUGCAAAGACUACGCCUUUCGAGGAGGCGGAUCUAGAGAGACGGCCCGUUAUCGUUGGACCAAGUGGCCCACGAUCCAAAUUGACCAACGGACGUACGGUGACGAAUCUCGCAUCCUACAACUUCUACAACUUCAAUUCCAAUGAGAACCUCAAGGAGCGGGCCAUCCAGACCCUUCGUACGUACGGAGUUGGGCCAUGCGGCCCCCCCGGAUUUUACGGCACGCAGGAUGUGCAUAUGAAGAUUGAGGCCGACAUCGCAGCGUUCCUGGGCACUACGGCGUGUAUCAUAUAUGCGCAGGCGUUCUCGACAAUUUCCAGUGUGAUUCCGGCGUUUUCCAAGCGAGGAGAUAUCAUCGUUGCGGACAAGGCCGUCAAUUAUGCCAUUCGAAAGGGCAUGCAGAUCUCCCGUAGCACGAUCCGUUGGUAUGAACAUAAUGAUAUGGAAGAUUUACAGAGGGUGUUGGCCAAGGUCACAAAGGAACAGGCUCGUAAGCCGCUGACGAGGAGAUUUAUCAUUACAGAAGGGUUGUUCGAGAAUGUUGGUGACAUGGUUGAUUUGCCCAAGAUUAUUGAACUGAAGCUCAAGUACAAAUUCCGCCUGAUCCUGGACGAGACAUGGUCUUUCGGAGUCCUCGGCCGUACAGGACGCGGUAUCACUGAGCAUCAGCACGUUGAUGCCGCCGAAGUGGACAUGCUCAUCGGCGCCAUGUCGGGACCUCUCGCCGCAGCCGGUGGUUUCUGUGCCGGAUCUGAUGUGGUGGUUGAGCAUCAACGCCUGUCAGCCGCGGCAUACACAUUCUCGGCUGCCCUGCCGGCCAUUUCAGCCGUGACAGCCAGCGAAACUCUGAUGAUGUUGCAGACUCAACCGGAGCAUUUAUUCCAGCUGCGGGAGAAUAUCAAGACCAUGUGGCUGCAGCUGCAUCCUCGGAGUGACUGGAUGUACUGUACCAGCGCGCCGGAAAAUCCCAUCAUGCUGUUGGUGCUGAAGCCCGAGGUCGUUUCGUCACGAAAGAUGUCGGUGGAUGAUCAGAAGAUCUUGCUGCAAGAGAUCGUGGAUGAGUGUUUGGCACAGAACGUGCUAAUUACGCGGAUGAAAACCUUACCGACCGGAGUCGUCGGGACCAAAUCCGAGAUCUACUCUCCGUUACCCGCACUGAAGGUGUGUGUCACAUGCGGACUCUCGAAGAAGGAAAUUGAGAAAUCCGGCAUCACGAUUCGCCAUGCCAUCACCAAGAUCCUGACGCGGAAGCGGUAG